Drosophila ficusphila is the source of this 1872-nucleotide messenger RNA. It is a transcript of the gene stas, whose product is annotated as transmembrane protein 41 homolog. The transcript is spliced from 4 exons. The record is from RefSeq and is a predicted model, not a curated record. Lineage: Eukaryota; Metazoa; Arthropoda; Insecta; Diptera; Drosophilidae. Bases 431 to 1363 code for a protein of 310 amino acids. Gene Ontology annotation, cellular component: endoplasmic reticulum membrane.
UCUCGGUCACACUAGUUUCGACGGAAAUUUAUGAAAUUAAUUUAAUUUAGUUUAAUUAAUAUUUCACCGAGAGCGCGCGUCUCAAAACACGGCCAAAGUUAACAAUAAUCAAGAAAAAACAAGAAACAAAAGAACACCGUGAACUUAGCAGCCAACGCAAAAGCUCUUGUGUCAACACAUUGUUAGCCAACUUCUUUUUUUUUAUAUUGAUUAAAUUCAUUGUGAGUACACACACAUGCUCACGUACGUACAGACACGCGGAUAGAGAGGAAAAACAACAAAUUCUGGCUGGCGCGCAAAUACACACACAUAAAACAUAACAAUUGAUAAAUUGCCUAGACGCCAAAUGAGUCAAUCGUGAAACAAAUCGGUUUUAGAAGGUAUAAUAUAUAAGCGGUUUAAAAAGACUGCUUGCAUCGUUUAAACCGCAAUGUCUUGCUGCACUGGUGUAGAGAUGUCUGCUAAGGACUUAACGCUUCGUAAUGGCAGGAGUAGACUACCGCAGGAGCAGCUGCAGGAUCAGGUGGCGGCACCAUUGUUGCCACAAGUGCCGCAGGCGGAGCAACAGGACCUGAAUCCACAACAGGCUACGCCGCAAAAACAGGCCAUGUCCGCCGACGAAAGGAAGGCAACCAAAAAAUCGUUGGUCAUUGUGGCUGGCAUCUUUGUGGCCAGUUUGCUUACCAUGUGCUAUGUGUACGCCAUAUUUCCCGAACUCAAUGCGUCGGAAAAACAACAUUUGAAAAUUCCGCGUGAUAUCCAAGAUGCUAAAAUGCUGGCGAAGGUCCUCGAUCGGUACAAGGACAUGUACUACUUUGAAGUGAUGUUCGGCGUUGUGGUCGCCUACGUAUUCCUGCAAACAUUCGCCAUUCCCGGAUCGCUGUUUUUGUCGAUUCUGCUUGGAUUCCUGUACAAGUUCCCUAUUGCCCUUUUCCUCAUCUGUUUUUGCUCGGCGCUGGGCGCCACCCUGUGCUAUACACUUUCCAAUCUGGUUGGACGUCGCCUGAUUCGGCACUUCUGGCCAAAGAAGACCAGUGAAUGGUCAAAGCACGUGGAGGAAUACCGGGACAGCCUCUUUAACUAUAUGCUAUUCCUGCGGAUGACGCCCAUCCUGCCAAACUGGUUCAUCAAUUUGGCAUCACCGGUGAUUGGAGUGCCGCUGCACAUCUUUGCGUUGGGCACCUUUUGUGGCGUGGCACCGCCCUCCGUGAUUGCCAUUCAGGCGGGUAAGACGCUUCAGAAGAUGACGAGCUCGAGCGAGGCCUUCUCCUGGACCUCGAUGGGUGUCCUGAUGAUCUGCGCCUGUGCAUCUUUGCUGCCCGGCCUCCUUAAGAACAAGUUCAAGCACAAGAAGGAGGCGUAAGCUGGUUCGAUAUACACACACAUAUAUAUAUAUGCUAUUCCCCAAACUGAAACCAAAACAAACCCGAAAAAAUCAUUAAUUGUAAUUUAUAUGUACCACAGCCAAAACAAGAGGUAAACACACAAACCGCGUUUUUUCAAAGUAUUUCAACGCGGCUAAAAAAAAAGCUAUAUGAAAAGCCCGCCCCAGAGAAAUUUUCGGAAUGCCACAUCGGGUCUCGAUCCAUAUAUUUAAGUCUACAAAAAAAUCUGUGUUUAUCCUAUUAUUAAUUGAUUAAUUUUUUUAAACGUAUUCUUACCACAACAACUUUUGCAUCAUAUAUUUCCAUCAAUUGUUUUUAAGUUAGUGAAUUUUUUGUUUAGUGCUAUUGCAGUAUUUACUAGAAAAGUUCUCCUAUAAGUAAAACAAAUUAGCAGAAAUCCAUUGAAUAUUAUGCAAUGUAUGUAGGUUAAAACUGAAAAAAAGAAUGUAUGUGUCUGCAAGUAAAUGUUAAAAAAAGACAAAUUUAA